Molecule: messenger RNA, 732 nt
Organism: Danaus chrysippus (African queen)
Lineage: Eukaryota; Metazoa; Arthropoda; Insecta; Lepidoptera; Nymphalidae
Source: the annotation of a GenBank genome assembly
AUGGGGAUGAUGGGGAUGAUAGGGGUGAUGGGGAUGAAGGGAGUGAUGGAGAUGAUGGAGGUGAUGGGGAUGACGUGGAUGAAGGGGGUGAUGGGGAUGAUGGGGGCGAUGGGGAUGAUGGAGAUGAUGGGGGUGAUGGGGAUUAAGAGAAUGAUGAAGAUGAUGGAGAUGAUGGGGGUGAUGGGGAUGAAGGGGCUGAUGGAGAUGAUGGGGAUGAUGGGGGUGAUGGGGAUGAAGGGGGUUGAUGGGGAUGAUGGGGGUGAUGGGGAUGAAGGGGCUGAUGGAGAUGAUAGAGAUGAUGGGGGUGAUGGGGAUGAUGGAGAUGAUGCGGGUGAUGGGGAUGAAGGGGCUGAUGGAGAUGAUGGGGCUGAUGGGGAUGAAGGGGCUGAUGGAGAUGAUGGAGAUGACGGGAAUGAUGGGGGUGAGGGGGAUGAUGGGGGUGAUGGAGAUGAUGGAGAUGAUGGAGAUAAUGGGGAUGAAGGGGGUAAUGGAGAUGAUGGCGAUGAUGGGUGUGAUGGGGAUGAUGGAGAUGAUGGGGAUAAUGUGGAUGAUGUGGAUGAUGGAGAUGAUAAAGAUGAUGGGGAUGAUGGGUGUGAUGGAGAUGAUGGGGAUGAGGAGGUUGAUGUGGAUGAUGGAGACGAUGGGGAUGAUGUGGAUGAUGUGGAUGAUGGAGAUGAUGAAGAUGAUGGGGGUGAUGGGGAUGAUGGAGAUGAUGGGGGUGAUGAGGAUUGA